This is a messenger RNA of Triplophysa dalaica, 1134 nucleotides long. RefSeq names its product interleukin 15 (gene il15). Gene Ontology annotation, biological process: neutrophil activation; positive regulation of tyrosine phosphorylation of STAT protein; positive regulation of immune response. The coding region runs from base 242 to 808 and encodes 188 amino acids. Lineage: Eukaryota; Metazoa; Chordata; Actinopteri; Cypriniformes; Nemacheilidae. Gene Ontology annotation, molecular function: cytokine receptor binding; cytokine activity. The transcript is spliced from 6 exons. Gene Ontology annotation, cellular component: extracellular region. The record is from RefSeq and is a predicted model, not a curated record.
UUCAGCCAGUCGACGGGCUGGGCGUUCUGUUAGCGUGCGUGGAUUUCAGUUGCAGCAGAUCAGCGGAAGACAAGACGGGUUCAAUGUGCGCUCGCGGAGGAAUAAUGUAUAGAAGAAUAUCUCGCUGGAGUAAUAAAUAGGAUUUGACCCAUUCAAUGACACACUUCAAGGAAUUCAACAUAACGAAAACAUGUGAAUUGUAUGCAGCUCUCGUGGUUGGCCUAUAAUCGAUCUGGGUUCGAUGAUUCUUAUGACCAUCUGCUUCGCAAUUAUCGUAGGAUUUAGGAAUAAACCACCAAAACUUAAAACAAUGAGAAUUGUGAGAUGUGGUUGUAACCCCUGGUGCAUUGAAACUCACCUGGAAUGCCCUUUGAACUCCGAGGUUUGGAAUUCUUUCUUAAUUCUAAGCUGUCUAAGUGCUCUGAUGCCUGUGGCUGACAGUCAUAAAAUACAGGCUCUGAUAGACCUCAAGAAUGCUCUAAACCAGACAAGAGCUGCAUUUGAAAGGUCCGAUGCCAGCUUGUAUGCACCAAAUAUUGAAAGUAUCAAUAAAUGUACAAAUAAGUUUUUCGACUGCUAUUUGUUGGAGAUGAACGUUGUUCUGCAUGAGGAAAAGGUCACAGGUAUAAACAUGGAAAAAGUGGAGGCAACUUUUGAGGAAUAUAAAGAACGUAACUGCUCAUCUAUACAUCCAUGUGAAGCAGAAGAGCUCACAACCUCUGUUGUGUUUUAUGAAAGGAUGAAAACUUUUCUUGAAAAAUUGACUGUUCUUUGCCAGGAUAAACCUAGUGAAUCUUCGUGUGAUUAGAAGGAUUCUUCAUGUCAAAUAAGCUUAUUUAUCUUCUAUUAUAUAAAUUAUACUAACAACUUUUUUAUCCAUAUUUAUAUGUAACACUUCCCAAACCUAUCUCAGGCUAAAGAGUGUCAUUUUGUAAAGGUUGUAAUAAUUAUAUAUUUUUGUAACAAAUUAAUGUCUAAUUGUAAAUAUUUCUGACUGUACAGAAUUUAUGGUGAAAAAAUAUGAAAUACUGUUUAAAGUUCUUUGUACAGAUGGGAGCAGAAGGUGCUGUUAUAUAUCCAUAUACUGCUGUUUUUUUACAGUCUUGUUACAUUAAACAUAUUUAACAAAGCAAA